Messenger RNA from Sorex fumeus (smoky shrew), 472 nucleotides. RefSeq names its product sperm microtubule inner protein 11 (gene SPMIP11). The record is from RefSeq and is a predicted model, not a curated record. The coding region runs from base 1 to 396 and encodes 131 amino acids. NCBI's taxonomy places the organism in Eukaryota, Metazoa, Chordata, Mammalia, Eulipotyphla, Soricidae. The transcript has 4 exons.
AUGGACUUUUUCCACAUCUAUCUGUUGGGAUACCAAAAUUCCUUUCGAAACAAAAAAAGGGUCACAAUCGAAGAAACAAACCAGGAAGAAAAAGUACCCACCAGGCUUCCCCCUAUUUUCUCAGAAGAUGGGAACUAUCCUGUGCACCAAAAUAGCCAUGAAAAGUACCAGGAAGCAGUCCGGAAGGUUUUGUUAAAAACACUCCCUAAUCAGGUCUUCAGAGUGCCCUUGACUGACGCUCAGAACUUCAGCUUCUGGCGCAGUGCAGCUCCAGGAGUGCGCCCCGAGGAGACCAUGCCAUGGAUGCGGAGCCCCCGCUAUUGCCUCAGCAAAAGUCCGAUGACCAGAUUCAUGGAUCACUCUCUUCUCAAUGACAGAACCUUCAGUCUAUAUUGAGAAGGAUACAGUUUGCACAAAGACGAGAUGGAGUCUGGAAGGAGGCAAUGAGGGGGUGUCCGGGUUCCCAGGACUG